Molecule: messenger RNA, 1956 nt
Organism: Oldenlandia corymbosa var. corymbosa
Lineage: Eukaryota; Viridiplantae; Streptophyta; Magnoliopsida; Gentianales; Rubiaceae
Source: the annotation of a GenBank genome assembly
UAUAAGUAGCAGCAACAGCCAUGGGAGAGAAGAGAAGCCUAUCAGAACUGCCACACGACAUUGUUGAUCAAAUCCUUUCCUACUUGACUAACACAGAUGCAAUCAAAGUAGGGAUUUUAUCAAAGGAUUUGUACAACACAAUGCGCACCCGUACCAAUCUUUUGUUCGAUAGCGACUCGUUCGUGUCACCGGGAUCAGAGAUAGCAUGGGAUUGUGAUCCCGAAUUGAGGGAAAAAAUACACAAAGAAGCUAGUUGUAUGGUAUCCACAUUACAAAGGUAUCACAUGGAAAACAUUGAUCUAGAGAUAUUCACGUAUAAGGGUGCUCAUGACUUUUACGGUCCUAGUAACCAAUGUAUCGAAUUAGCCACCACAAAAAACAGUUUGAGAAUCCUUAAUCUUUCCAUGUGCCACCCCACCACUGUCUUGCCUUCAUCGGUUUUUGGAAUUGAAUCAUUGGUGGAACUGAGUUUACAGAGGUGUUGUAUUAGGGAGCAGCAAGAAAGCGGAAUAUCUUGUCCCAAUCUCAGAAGACUAUUUCUUGGAGAAGUACUUCUCCAAAACCACAUUAACAUGGAGCGCUGGUUUGAGAAAAUAAUCAGGAGCUACCCUUUAAUUGAAAGCAUCGAGAUUACAUAUUGCGGGGACACGUACCGUGUGGUUUGUUUCAAGGUUAGUAAUCUUCAAAACCUGAAACAACUGAAAGUUCAUUUAUUUCCGGGACACAAUAUUGAGGUGGAUGUAGCCCCAAAUUUAGAAUCAGUAUCUUGUAUCACAUUCAAAUCCCUUUUCGGAACGAGGGUUCGGCUUAGUUUUCGUCAGUCUGAAUACCGAAAUCUCAGAAGUUUGUUCCUUACUCAUGACGUGGGAGUCAAUGACAGUGACGAUGGCUGCUUUUCCUUCAGCCACCGGACACGACAGUUCCCACAACUCGAAGAGUUAUCGAUCCAACACUACGAGAACUUGAAAAGAAUCAACAUUUCAAGUCCGUCCUUGAAGAAAAUACGGCUUGCGAGCAUGAGGAACUUGGAGGUGGCUGACUUUGAUGUGCCCAGCCUUGCUGUUUUUGAAUACGAAAAUGUUUGCGACAAUGUUCUUGGCACAAUUGGGACGAUUGUGCCCGAUGUAUCGUUUGUCUCACGCGGAGGUGCAGAGCGCCAAUGGAUCUCUCGGAUUAAGUUAAGUUGUCAAUCUGAUGCCUCAGGGUUGGUAGAAUUGAAGGAAUUUUUAAUUCCAUUUGAAGGGUCUCAGGUUUUCAUGACUAUUGACUUGAAAUUCGAAGGGAACUAUGUGGAUGAUUUGGAUUGUUAUGAGAUGGUGAUUGAUGAUGAUGAUUCUUUUCCUGUCUCGUCAUGUUCUGCAGUAAACGGAAUUGAGAUUCAGGAAUUUGUUUUAGAUGGGUUGAAGUGGGUGUGGGAAGAAGGAAAGUUCUUUUUAUCAUCUGCUCGCGCAGCUUUGCUUUUGCUUGGUAUCCUCGGUUUUUGCCGCCCUAAAACCAUAAUUAUUCCAGACUUGUACUACUAUAACAACCCAAAGCUGAUUUAUGAGAUGAUGGUAUUGAGAAGUGAUCGUUCGGAGUUAUGGGACGUGACAAGUGUUGAGAUUGAGAUCGUCCUAUAUAGUACACGUACUGAAGGCAAUCCUUCUGAAGUUCGACGGCGAGUUUUGCACCGGCCUCGACCAUCGGACAAAUGGGAAUUUCUCGAGCUGUUAAAAGCCGACGAGAAGAGUAGCUACAAGGUUUCUUUAAGGUUCAGCUUAGAAUGGAGACGUUCAUGAUGAGUUUUGCAAUUGGAAGGAUUACUACGUAUACAUAAAUGCCUCGCACAUGGAGAAGCAUAAAAGACUUGUUCUUCGAGCUAAGAUCAGUGGAUGAAGAUUCCAGUCCAAGAAAUCUGGAGGACUUUGUAGAAUUAGCAAUCAGAAACAUUACUCUCUGUUUCAACAAAGAUGUGGU